UUCAAGGAUAUUUGCUUGUAUUCGUUGGAGAGAGAGAGAGAAGAGAGAGAAGCAGCAGCAGCCAGCGAGAGUCAUAAGUAAGCAGAAGAUUGUGACUUGUGAGUGAGUAGUGAUGAGCAUGGAGAAGUUGAGCGACGAUGGCGGAGAGGCCGAGAAGCUUUCCGGGUUCAACAGAUAUGCCUGCGCCUGCGCAGUCGUCGCCUCCGUGAUCUCCAUCAUCUUUGGAUAUGACACUGGGGUUAUGAGCGGGGCCAUGAUCUUCAUAAAAGAGGAACUCAAGAUAAACGACACGCAGGUCGAAAUACUCGCUGGAAUCCUCAAUGUUUGUGCCGUCGUGGGCUCUCUCAUCGCCGGAAGAACGUCGGACUACAUCGGCCGCCGCUACACCAUCGUUCUCGCCUCCAUCAUCUUUUUAGUUGGUUCAGUCUUGAUGGGCUAUGGGCCAUCCUACGCGAUCUUGAUGACGGGGCGGUGCACCGCGGGCAUUGGGGUCGGCUUCGCCCUAAUGGUCGCGCCCGUGUACUCUGCUGAGAUCUCUUCGGCCACGCACCGAGGAUUCUUAAGCUCUUUGCCGGAGGUAUGCAUAAGCCUAGGGAUCUUGCUCGGUUAUGUAUCGAAUUACUUUUUCGGGAAGUUGACUCUAAAGCUAGGGUGGAGGAUGAUGCUAGGGGUCGCGGCAAUCCCUUCCCUCGUCCUAGCAUUUGGGAUCCUUAAGAUGCCUGAAUCGCCGAGGUGGUUGGUAUUGCAAGGCCGGCUAGCCGACGCGAAAAGGGUCUUGCUCCUAGUUUGUAAUUCAGAGCAAGAAGUGGAAACCCGAUUCCAAGACAUAAAAAUGGCAGCCGGGAUCGAUGUGAAUUGCAAGGAGGAUGUUGUCGAGGUUCCAAGGAACUCUCGCGGCGAAGGUGUGUGGAAAGAGCUCUUGGUAAGGCCCUCGCCCUCAGUACGGUGGAUCUUGCUGGCUGCUGUCGGUAUUCAUUUCUUCGAGCAUGCAACGGGGAUCGAAGCAGUCAUCCUCUACAGCCCACGGAUUUUCAAGAAAGCCGGAGUGACCGCCAAGAAAAAGCUUUUGCUUGCCACAGUUGGGGUUGGCCUCACAAAGGCCACAUUCAUAAUAAUAGCCACAUUUUUGCUUGACAAAGUUGGCAGGAGGAGAUUGCUCCUGGUGAGCUCAGGAGGGAUCAUCAUCGCCCUAACCGGACUAGGGUUUUGCUUGACAAUGGUGGAGCAUGCGAAGGAACAACUAUUGUGGGCUCUCGUCUCGAGCAUCGUGGCGACGUAUGUGUACGUGGCCUUCUUUUCGAUUGGAAUCGCCCCGGUCACGUGGGUUUAUAGUUCAGAGAUAUUCCCAUUGAAGCUGAGAGCUCGGGGGGUGAGCAUCGGCGUCGCGGUGAAUCGGCUCAUGAACGCAGCCGUGUCAAUGAGCUUUCUCUCGAUAUCGAAAGCCAUAACCAUCGGCGGGAGCUUCUUCAUGUUUGCUUGCGUGUCCGUGCUGGCUCUGGGAUUCUUCUAUUUCUUUUUGCCUGAGACAAAAGGGAAGUCCUUGGAAGAAAUUGAGAUGCUCUUCACGAGGAAGAAUAGCAAGGCCAUGAAUAAAGGCAUAGAGAUCCAGCCAAACAAUGCCUAGUUUAGAACUUGGAUUAGUGAUGUAUAUCAUGCAGCAUAUAUAAUUUGACGCGUGGAGGAAAGUCGGAAUAUACAAGAGAGCUAAGCUUUAAGUUGGACCAUGUAAUUUAGUUCAAAUAUGGCUGAGAAAAUUUACAU
Messenger RNA from Rhodamnia argentea, 1761 nucleotides. RefSeq names its product probable polyol transporter 6. Bases 113 to 1624 code for a protein of 503 amino acids. Gene Ontology annotation, cellular component: membrane. The transcript has 2 exons. The record is from RefSeq and is a predicted model, not a curated record. Gene Ontology annotation, molecular function: carbohydrate transmembrane transporter activity. NCBI's taxonomy places the organism in Eukaryota, Viridiplantae, Streptophyta, Magnoliopsida, Myrtales, Myrtaceae. Gene Ontology annotation, biological process: transmembrane transport.